Brassica napus (rape) is the source of this 5037-nucleotide messenger RNA. RefSeq lists its product as uncharacterized. Bases 2950 to 4338 code for a protein of 462 amino acids. NCBI's taxonomy places the organism in Eukaryota, Viridiplantae, Streptophyta, Magnoliopsida, Brassicales, Brassicaceae. The record is from RefSeq and is a predicted model, not a curated record. The transcript has 2 exons.
UUGAUGAUAUACUAAUAUUUUCACAUUCUAUUGAUGAACAUUUCAAAAAUCUCAAAACAUUCUAUUACGUUGCUAGAAAGAAUGGUCUUGUUGUUUCCAAAACAAAAAUGUCCCUAUUUCAAACAAAGAUCAGAUUUUUAGGUCAUUACAUAUCACAAGGUAUGAUAACCCCUAUUGAAAGAUCUUUAGAAUUUGCAAGUAAAUUCCCAGAUAAAAUUAUUGAUAAAACUCAAUUACAAAGGUUCCUUGGAAGUCUCAAUUAUGUUUUAGAUUUCUGUCCUAACACUACAAAAAAAGUCUCCAUUAAUAGCACAUUGUUAUAGCACGUUUUACUGAACUGCUAUUGUAGAUGAGCGAAAAAUUAUCGUACUAUAUAAUAGCAUUAGAUAAACGUUAUUAUAGAGUGAAACGUAAAAUAGCGCUUAAUUAGUGCUAUUUUAAAAAUUAAGUGAGCAGGAAGUUAAAAUUACUGAUUUUACCAAUAAUUAGCAGAAAAUUAUACUUAAGCGCCGAAACAUUAUUUAAGCAGUUUCAGUAAUACUAUCAAAAACAUAUUAUAGCAUUUUUCUAACGCUAAGAAAAGCUAUUUGAACCCCUAAACCCUAAACAUGGUUUUAAACCCUAAACUCUAAAAACAACCUUUAAAACUCUAAUAUUUUCAUAUUAUAACUUCAAAAUUUAAUCUUCUUAAUCUUAAACUAUAAUUUUCUAACACAAAUCUUUACUCUUUAAUCAAACUUUAUAUCCUAAAUCCUAACUUCAAACAUAAAUUAUACAUUCAAUACUCUAAAUAUAAACUUCAAACUUUAUAUCAUAGAAUACUAAACUUUGUUUUAAAACACUAAACUUUAUUUAUGUAACUUAUAUCAUAAAACACUAAGUUUAUUUUAUAUUUCAAACCUUAUAUCUAAGCUUCUAACCCUAAUUAUUUUCUAACUCUUACUUACAAAAGUAACAAAAUAUUAAAUCUUCAAACCUUUAUUAAAUUUAUAAUUUUUCAAACUUUUCAAAAAACCUUGACUUCAUACACUAUAUCCACACUUUAACCUCAUAUCCUAAAUUUAAACUCAAAAUUUAAUCUUAUAUCCAAACUUUAAUCUCAUAUCUUAAAUUUAACCCUAAUAAUUCAUACUUUAACCUCAUAUCUUAAAUUUAAACUCAAAUUUUUUCUUUUUAUUUUAAACUAUAAAUCCCAUUCUCCGAAUUUUAAACCCUCUAUCAUAAACAUAACUUUAAAGUUUUAAUUUUAAUAUUUUAAUUUUCAUAUUAGAAAAAUUCAAAAGCUUGAUAUAUAAAUUUUACAUCAUCUAACAUAUAAAUUAAAUAGAACUGUAAAUCAAAAUUUUAUAUAACUUUACCAAAGAUAAAAAAAUCAAUUAACAAAGAAAAUUGUUAUGGACCAAUGAUAUCAAAGUACUCAGAUCACAACCUCCACCAUUGGAUUAGAUUAAUCCAACAGACCACAUCAAAUCCCUCUUUAUCUUUCUCUUUCCUCUCCAUUUUCUUCGUCUACGACAUUCACUCUCUUCACUCACGAAUCUGCUCACUUCUUCUUCUUUCUUUUCUCUUUAUCUCUUUGGUUCACUCAUGUCUCUGCACAUCUCUCUCUAUCUCUAUCAAAAUUUUCUUUUAAUUUCAUCUCCUCUUCACCACCACCACCGGCGGCCUUCAUGUUCGUCACCACCACGCUCUUUUGAUUUCGUCGCGUUCUUCACCACCGUCACGCUCAUCACCAACACCACAGAUCUGAGAAGGAGAAGUAGUGGUGUGACAGAGCGGCAUCUCCGGUUAAGCGUGGUGCGGCAGCGGUGCAAAGCCGGUAGCUUGUUGCUGGUUCGUGGACGGUGGCUGAAGCUUUGUGAAGGUGGCGAUGGUGGCUGAAGCUUUGUGAAGAUGGCGAUGGUGGCUGAAGCGUCUAUUAGGUUUAGAUUUAGGUUUAGUUAAUCAAUUGGUUUAGUUAGGUUUACAUUAAUUAAUUGGUUUAAUUAGGAUUAGAUUAAUAUAUUUAUGUAUUAUUGGUUAAGUUUUGUAAACCGGGAUUAAUUUGUAAACCAAUUUUAAUAUAUAAAUAAUAUUUAUUUUAAUUUCAAUAUAAAACAAUUUUCUGUUUAAUAUUAAAUUAUUUUAUUUCGAAUUAUAAUUAAUUUUUGCUUAUUGUAGAAAGAUCUAUCAUAGCACGAAUAUAUAAAUCGUAAUCAAUUUGUAACAAAAAAAUAGUGUUAUAUUUAAGUUAAUAACAUCAUUCAAAUAUUGCUAUCGUAUCUGCACAUUUCAUAGCAUUUAAAAAAAUGUUAUCGUAGAAAGGGUAUCUAUGAUGGCUGCCGAUGACAUAGCAUUUUAACUUUCGCUAUGAAAGCCCUACUAUAGCGUUUAUCGUGUGCUAAGAAUGUGCAUAUUUCUUGUAGUGUAAUAUAAAUAGAAUAGCUAAACCGUUGCACAAUCGUCUAAAGAAAAAUCCAGUUCCUUGGACAAAAGAAUAUACUGAAAUAGUUCAAAGGAUUAAAAAACAGGUCUUAGAAAUCUCAUGUCUGCACAUAGCAGAUCCGGAUUUAGAGAAAAUCGUAGAAACAGAUGCUUCUGAUAUAGGAUAUGGGGGUAUUCUUAAACAAAAGAAGUUAGAUGGUCGCGAAAGUAUUGUGCAAUUUACGUCAUCACACUGGAACGACACCCAAAAGAACUAUUCUACUAUUAAAAAGGAAAUCUUGAGUAUGGUUUUAUGUAUUCAAAAAUUUCAAAGCGAUCUUUUAAAUAAAAAAUUUCUUUUAAUAAUUGAUUGCAAAAGUGCUAAAGAUGUUUUACAAAAGGAUGUGAAAAACCUUGCAUCAAAACAAAUUUUUGCGCGAUGGCAGGCGAUUUUGAGUAUUUUUGAUUUUGAAAUUGAAUUUAUAAAAGGAGAUUCAAACUUUGUCCCAAAUUUCUUGACAAGAGAAUUUCUCCAAAACAGGUACAAUGCCUCCGAAGAAGAUAAUUGACAAAGGCAAGGGAAUUUCCCUGGAACCAAUCUCAGAAAAACCCGAACCUACAAACACUAGCCCAAAAACAGAACCCUGGAUCUCAGUAACAAAAAAGAGUGCUAAAAAGGAAGAAAUACCAACCACCCCAAAAUCUCUUCAAUCUCCAGAAGCUAUCAUGAAUCAAAUGUUACAAUUGCAAAAAGCUUUCGAGCUUAGUUUUUCAAAGCAAGAGUCGGGAGAAUCUUCCAAAAACCUUCCUUCUCAAGCUAUUUCAAAAAAUAACGAGGUCCCUUCAAAAAUGAUUUCAAGAGAAAACCAGACCUCAAAAAUUGUUUCAAAACCUUCAAAUAAUUCACAAAUUAUUUUGAAGCAGAUUUCCCAAACCACUCCAUCGGAGUAUUUUGAAAAACACACAUACCAAAAUAGUAUAAACAUCGAAAAGGGAUUUUUUGUGAACAAUGAUCCGUUUUUAACAAUCGAAAAAUAUUUUGGCAAAAACAAUUUCUUUAAACCACAUAAUACAAAUAAAACUGUGUUAUUCUUUCAAACCAUUUUGGAAAUUACAGAUUCAGUGUCCUUCAAACAUUUUUAUCUAAACGAAAACCACACUGAUGCUGCUUAUUCCACAUUCAAAAUCCAUAAAAUCAUUGCGCCAUGUGAUUGGGAAUAUGAUCUUAACGACAAUUUAAAUUUUCCAGAAGAUCUUAAAAAUCUUCCUUGUUACAAUGUCCCCUUUAACUAUUGGGAUUAUUGCCAAGCAUGGUACAAUUCUUUUUUGAUCCAAUCUCCUAAACACAAACACACGUGGUUGAUCUUCUUUGACACCACCUGUAACUUAUCCAAAUCUCCCUAUUGGUUCAUACCAUGGUGGAACUACUUUGGUUCUGUCACAGAAAUAUUUAAACCCAAUAUCCAAAAAUCAUUCCAAAUCUUCAAGACAAAUUUCAUUCCGUCUGAAGAAGAAAAGAAAUUUCCCCCACUAGCCCUCUUCCACUCAAAAUUUCAUUUUCCUUGGGUUUUUUCAUGGACCCUAGAAUUUACUUCUGAUCCAAUUCCUGUUAUCCGAAGAAAAUUCAGAGUCAAGUGGUGGGAUAAAUACAAAAUUCCCUCAAACCUUUACCCGUCAAAUAUUCUUACCUGGAUAAAAGAACAAAACUCAAAAAUCCAAACACAGAACCAAACACCAGAGACAACCUUUUUCUUGGCUCAAAAAUCCAAAAUGUUAGCAAUGUUGGCAGGUGCAAAAUCUGAAGAAGAAAUUAAGGCUAUCUCCUUACAAUUUCUACCGUCAAUGUCAGAUCAAAUCUCUCGUACUUCAGGGAGUGAUUCAGGGUCCCAAGUGCCAGAUAUCGAUGAGGAAAUUUUUGGCAACAGUGGAGUUUAAAUCUCUCUCCCCAAGAAAUGCAAAUCUCCUCAAAAUCCAAAACGUAUCUUUGUUGCAACUCUGUCAGAUACGGUUACAUUGUUACGAAUAUUUUCCACGAUCUCUUGUCGCAAUACCCGAUAAAAAUCCAAAACAUCAAAUAAGUGCUUUCUCCUGUAGCCAUGAAGACCAAGGUCCACUUCCAGCAGACAGCAAACAAUUAUGGAGCUUAAUGGAGCAAGCUUUUGCUAGUGGAGUUAUCCAUAUAUGCCACUUUUAUUUUUAUUUUUAUUUUUAUUUUCUUAGUUUUACCCUUGUAAACUCCUAUAUAAAGGAGUCUUUGCUUCAGUUGUAAACCAAGUUCUCAUUCUCCCAUUCUCCUACUCUUUCAUUCAUAUCUCCUCUUACAUUCUCUCCAGUCCUUGUAAUCGAGAACAUUGCUACAAUCUCUUUUUAAGUAAGUUUUUAAUGAAUAAAGUUUUAAUUAUAUUUUUCUUGUUUCAUUUUCUCGUUUUAGUAUUAGGCUUUAUGUUUAAGUGGCUGGUCUAACCGCCCAUAUUUCUGUUUUAUUCUUAAGUUAUAUUUCAAUCUGUAUCAUAUAUGUUUUAAUUUACUUUUUAUUAUAAAUGUUUAAUUAUGCUUUCUCCACGACCGUUGUCUGAUGGUAUCAGAGAAACACAUAUAUAUAUAUAUAUAUAUAUAUAUAUAUGAAAUACGCUU